AUGACGGGGUUCUUGGGCGCGAUUCCAGAAGUACUGGAAGAAGAAAACAUGGAGUGCCUUUCCACUCGCACGUCGGCCCUGUACACUUUUCGAUCGCUUGGCGCGCCAGAUCUUGUUCAACUAACCAAAACCACCAAGACCAAGGAGUCGUCGACAUAUCACUACACCACCGGUAUUGACGUUUCUAGUUCUGCUGCUAUCGCUGCCCAUCUGAAUACUUUAACAUUCACUCUUGGUGAGUCCCAAGUCUGGUUCGGGCGGACUCCCGGAUGGAAAAUUGCCGCUGGAACAUAUUGCUCCUACAAUGCCUUUUCAAAGUUGGAUAUUCGUGUUAACGCAAAAAUUCCUGGAUCUGUGGAGGCUGUUGCGCUCGACCUCCGCGGCGAAGAACACAAAGUUGCCGAUCACCACUGGCGAGAGGUUUAUAUGAGCGCUAUGAUGAGAGCGAUGCUUUUGAAAGAUUCCGACCAGUAUUUUGUUGCUAGUUGCCGCCAUGAGAAUCCUCUUUCUAGUCCUCGCGAGGCAGCGCAGUUUUUCGAUGCGUUUGAGCAGUUAUUCCUGGCUGGCCCACAGGUUGGUGCUUCUUACCUCGUUCAAUCACCCAGUCUUGAGUGCAAUUUCAUGGUCGAUACCUUCCUCAAAGUUUUGGAAGUCACUGGUGAGUUCAAAUUAGCGGAACAAUGCCUCGAGCGUUUGGCAAAGUACCACUCUGCGGCAAAGACUCUCCUGGCGAAGGUGCUAAUUAUGAGUGAAAAAGAAAUCGACGCAGUGAAGACGAUGGUCGCUGGAGUAAAAUCCGAUCCACGUGAUGCGCAGAUGUUGGCGCUGGAAGCCGAGUUCUGUUUGAAAAAGGGUCGUCUUGAUCUGGCCCAUGACUCUGGUUUGCGGUCGGUCGCUGCUGCUCCGGUAGAGUUCUUCUCCUGGGACGUUUUGACCCAGGUUUAUAUCGCUGAGGAAAACUAUGAACAAGCUCUUUUGACUUUGAACUCAGCUCCGUUGCAGCAGAGUGCGCCUAUGGAUACCAUAAGGAUGCCGCUCGCCAAGAAAAUUCACUCGCCUCUGCCAACCGAUGGUGUCAUUGACGAAGUCUGGGCAGUAGAUUCGAACGACGACUCCGAGACAGCCGAUGCUUCGCUUUUGAGACUUCCAGCGAGUGGCCUGAAAGGGUCGGCCCUUCGUGCCUUCGAUCUACUUGGUAUGAUAUUCCAAAAAGUCGGAUGGCCGGGACUCAUGAGAUAUCGUGGAGAGGUGUUCCUCAUGGAAACCGAAGCCAAUGCUAAAAGCAAAGAGACCACUCCUGACACAAAGACCAUAAACCCCGAUGAAACACAACCUAAGGAAACUGACAAUGGCUCAACCGGCGAAACCGUUUCAAAUGGUAACGGCCAUUUGGAAAGCACUGAAGCACCUACAGCUCGCAAAAUGUCUACAACCGCGAGCCGUAACAUAAAAUCCAAACGCCUGUGCGAGCGGAGACUUGAUUCGCUGUUCAUGGUUCUCUACGAAGAUGUGAGGGCAUACUCGGACUGGCAACGGGAACUCGUCCACCGUGAGUCACAACAAUUGCCCUUCAACAAAACCUCACUUGAGUGGGAGGUAUUUGGCUCAGUUGCACAGAGACUCGGCCAUGAACCUCAGGCAAUUCAAGCUUUCCAGAAGUCACUAGAAAUGCGUUUCUCUCACCGAGUGGCUUGGAAGCUGCUUGAGCAUUAUUAUAAAGUUAGGGACUAUACAAAGGCGUUGGAGCUCAUUGUUAAGCUAACAGCAUGGAACCAUCGGUGGUACAUUGAAUUUUCGCCUCGUUUGAGCGAACUGUUCCGUGGAAUUGUCGCCCGUGAAGGUCUCACCAAGGUUCAGUCUAUCGUUAACGCCGCAUUUUCCCGGACAGGAGCGCUCGUACUGACCGAGAAACUGCUUGCAGACAUCAAGGCCUUCAAAUCGCCUGGUACAGAAUUGUAG
This is a messenger RNA of Wickerhamiella sorbophila, 1959 nucleotides long. RefSeq lists its product as uncharacterized. Gene Ontology annotation, biological process: Golgi to plasma membrane transport. The transcript has 2 exons. NCBI's taxonomy places the organism in Eukaryota, Fungi, Ascomycota, Dipodascomycetes, Dipodascales, Trichomonascaceae. The coding region runs from base 1 to 1959 and encodes 652 amino acids. Gene Ontology annotation, cellular component: exomer complex. The record is from RefSeq and is a predicted model, not a curated record. Gene Ontology annotation, molecular function: protein binding.